Molecule: messenger RNA, 9520 nt
Organism: Penaeus vannamei (Pacific white shrimp)
Lineage: Eukaryota; Metazoa; Arthropoda; Malacostraca; Decapoda; Penaeidae
Product: zinc finger FYVE domain-containing protein 21
Biological process (GO): protein targeting to vacuole; protein transport to vacuole involved in ubiquitin-dependent protein catabolic process via the multivesicular body sorting pathway
Cellular component (GO): ESCRT-0 complex
Molecular function (GO): ubiquitin binding; phosphatidylinositol-3-phosphate binding; metal ion binding
Source: RefSeq, a predicted model, not a curated record
CUUCAGUAAACAAACAUGGCUGGAGUAACAAAUUCAGGGAAGAGACUCGUCCGCUCCAAAUCUGGACUGAGAAUAAUACCCUUAAAGGACACAGACAGGAGUCCGUUUGAGUUGAGAGAACCAGAAUGGAUCCCCGACAAAAUGAGCCCGACUUGUAUGGACUGCAAGGAAAAGUUUGACUUUUUAAAACGAAGGCAUCACUGUCGGAGAUGUGGGCGGGUCUGCUGUGCUACCUGUUGCGAGACCCGACUGGCCCUCCCUAGGAUGUGCUUCCUGGAUCCAGUGCGGAUGUGUUCUCCCUGUGCAGAGACCACCUCAAAAGAGAACCAGUUCUAUAACAAGGAUCUGAAGACACUUAUUACGGGAGCCAUCUUAAGUCAGAGUGCACAGGAUCAGUUUGACCUAGAAUCAUGCUUGGUGCAGUGCCGAUUGUCUCCUGAUCACCGAUACUUGAUACUGUCUGGAUCACAAGUUGAUAACCUAACACCAUUGUCCAUACCAAUGCACAGGGUAACAGGACUUCAUGUUGCCAACAGAUUCCAGGAUUCAGCAGGCAACUUCAAGGUAACAGGGGUUACAGUUCAGUAUACACUGGCUGGAGAAGACGAAGACGAGGUUUCCAUUGCAGCUCCUCCUGAUGCUUCGCCCUCUGCAUAUGAUUUCCUAACAGCACUAGAAAAGGCUGUCUUCAUGAUGCAGGAGGCCCGUGCUGUAAUUGGCAUAGCAGAGUGAGUGAAAUGGCCAAGGAGCAAAUGUCCCCUAAGGGGAUCAGAGGUAAAAAGAACAGGUAUACUGGAGAUUAUGGAGUUGGUCAGCUAGCUAGAUUCCAGAUGGUUUUUGAUAAUUUGGGUUGGAGAGGAUGUUGUGAUUGCCAGUGUGUGAUUUUUUUUUUUCUUUGCAUGGUGGUAGGAAGUUGUAGCAAUUUCCAAGGGCUGUAGUAACUGGGAAAUGUAUAUCAAUUAUACAGAUAUGUAAAGUAUGACAGAAUAGAGUGAUCCACCAUUUAUAUUCACUAUUCACUACAUACAUUAUUUCCAGGUAUGUGGGAGUAUCAUGUAUAUAAUCCCUAUAAAAGACUCAUUGUUCUGUGAUUAAAGGAUAGAUUAGGUGUAUGUAACUUCUGUAAGUUUUUUAUUGGUGCUUUAUCCUUUCACUGUACAAUGUCUGUAAGGGAUAUGUAUUUGCUUAUAUAUUAUAGCUCAUUUUGUCUUUUAUCUUGUAUAGCACAUACAGAUUUUGUAAUAUAUAUUUUGUCAAUGAGAAUAUAGUAUUGUUAUUCUUAUAUGUUUGUGAUACUUUCCAUUGCCUUCAAGUUACAUAUAAAGAGUUCAUGAAACACAUGUAUUUGAAAAGAAGAGAGAAUAAUCAUUACUUGGAUUAGGUCUAGAAGGAAUUUUUACCAUGCUUGAAACUGUUCUCAGUGUACUGGGUUUUCAUCUAAGAAAAAGAAGAUGGUAAAUUUCUUCUAUCCGUGCACUGUUAAGUAUAGUCCCUUCCACUUCCUAGUUUAUCUCUCAGCAUGUCAUUGUGGGAACUGACAGUUUUGACUCUUGUAUCUGAGACACAUCUACUAUGAGGAGGAGGUGCAUGUUUCAGAUUCAGGAGUCAAAGCAGGUGGCUCACACAUUGGUUGCUCUGUGGUGCAACGGUAGCUUGCUUGUCUAGCAGUCUUGCUGACCUGUGAUCAAUCCCGUGUGCUGCCAGUGGAUGGUAACCCCUGCCAUUCCUUGCACACAGGAGAUUUAGAAACAAAAUAAAACAGAGCAUGUCACAGCAAAGAAUAUCCAUUGUAACAAAUGGAAUUAAAAUUAAAACUGAAUCUUGCAUUGAGUAGUGAACUUGAUAUGGAGGGACUGAUAUUUGCAAUGUAUAGAUGAUAUUACUAAUAAUUUAAAAGACCAUAAAUUCCAUUUAUGUCAGGGAACAUACAGAGAAAAAUGGUAGAAGGCCUAAAACUGGUAGUUUUAUAUUUUAUAUUUUCCUGUGCUCACAUGAAAAGUAGUCAUCAGUGUCAUCCAUUAGGUUAUAAAAAUGGUAGUUAUUUUCUUAUCUUGUAAUAUUUAUUAACAUAAUGCUUCCAGGAACAUGUAAGGUUGACUGUAGUUUUGUUUUGUGAAAUGUCUCUUUAAAGCAAAUGUUUCCACAAGGGCUCACCCACAAAGGAGUCAAUUAGUAGGUUUACACAUCCUCACCUUGAAUUUUUUUAUUUCUAAACAAUUAUAUUUAACCAUGUGGUUAUUAUUAUUAUAUGCAUUUUGGUAAUUACAGAGUUGUUAAGAAUGCUAAUAGCAAUAGGAUUUUUUUGCUGAAAGUUAAAGAGAAGGGUAAACAGAGGAAAUAAGUAGGGCUAUUAAUUGACUUCUUAUUGACUAAGCACCUGGGAAGCCAUCUAUGUGUUAACACAAUUAAUAAACAAAACUUGCAGUUAAUAAGCUAUACAUACAUGCCAUCCCUCAUGGCAAUAGUUUAAAUGUGAUAUUCACCAUGCUACAGAUAGAACAUUAGAGUAAUGGCAUGAUAUCUCUAAGAUGAGCAAAUUUUACAGUUAAAUAUUGUUCAUUAGAUUUGUAGGUUUUCAAAACUAGCAGGACAAAGUAUUGCCAUUGUACAGAAAAGCUGAGAUGACAGAUUUAUAACUUUUGAUUUUCAAAAUAGUGAAUGACAAGCCACACACAAAGGAAAUUUUAUUUGGGUUUUUGGGAAGCGUCACAUUGGUAGUAUCUAGCAUGAUAUUGUGAUUUUACAAGAAAACAGUAUAAUAUGAAUUUGAAAUGUGAUUGAUAAAAGAAUUUCCAAUGAAAUGCUUCUGUGAGUAAUAGAUACUGCCUUUUUAGUGAAUUUCCAUUUGUAAGAUAGAAUCUUUUAUAAGUAUUUGAUAAAAAAGUAUGUGCUUCUGCAGUUUAAAUACUUUACUCAGUAUUUGUGAAUUUGAACAAGUAUGUCAAAGUAAUCUUGAAAUGUAUUGUGAAUGCUGAGAGAUCUAAUUAGAUUCAAACAAUCUUGAACAAUUUGCUGGUUUAAGGCUAUCUUUAAUUUUUAUUUUAUAGACAAUCAGAAAUAUGUGAACCUAGCAUCAAGUUAAAGAAGUACUCUAGGUGAUGGUCAUGUUAUCCAAAGGGAGUCUUGAAUGGAAAUAGGGAAGGCUGUGUAAAGACUCUUUCAUAUUGAAUUCCAUAUUUUAAUCCUUUCUGUAAUUUGCUUGUGAUUCUAUGGCAUUGUUUCAUGUUAGGUGUCAAAAAAUUCAUGUUGCUUGUUAUUUUUAAUGAUUCUGAAGAGUUAUGGUGUGUUUUCAAAGUUAAAAACACAUCCUAAUUUAUAGAUUUCAGAUAUUAGAAAAGAGACUAUUGAAAAUGUAUUAAUGUUUGUUUCCAGACAAGAGAAUGUUAUUGCUGUCUAUUUGUUAUAAAGUUUCAAUGUUGUGAUGUUUGUAUGUUGCAUGUUGUCUUGCCAGUAUUCGUAUUAAUGUCUUACCUCCAUCACCAUGACUGCCUUUGAUUAUGUUUGGAAGAUUUUCAGAGGUAGUUUGAAAGUGAUCAAAACCUGGUGUUGGUAACUGUUGAUAUUAUCAUUGAAUCUCAUUGUAAAGUAUUUUUGAGCCUCUCUAUCUUCAUUCUUUUUUAUGUACUUUUUUGUUGACUUCCUGCUUUAUCUUAGUAUUCACUUUCUUUUCCAGGGUUUCUACAAGGCUAGAAUAAUAAUUAGAACAUAAGUCGGGAACACUUAACUAUUUAUCACACCAUUUGAUGUUAGAGUAGCACACUACAAUGAUAUUAGUUUUGUACUUUUGUAUGGUGUGUUUAAUGGAUAUAUUAUUCUUUAACAUGGAUAAGAAGGGAGAGACAUGUAUAUAAUAUGUUGAUUACUGAGUUUGUAUGUGCAUGUCUACUUAUAUAUAUUAUCUGCAACACAUGCAUGCAAAUGUAAUUUUGUGUUUUUGUACAGAUAUUAUUUAUGUGAAUUUAACCAAUUAGUGCUAGGUACAAGCACUGUUCAAAAUAGCUUUGUUUUACCUGAUGUCUCACAAGCAUUUAGUUGGCAAGGAGUCAGUUACUAGGCUUAUCUGGUCUCAGCAGCUUACUUCUUUUACUGAAUUUGUUGCUGAUAUUGUUGUUUGUAACAUUAUUGUUAUAUAUUUUUUUAUUUUUAUAAUGUUCUCAACAGUAAUAAUAGAAAUAAAUAUAAUGUUAUUUCCUGAAAAUUCAGGGAAUGGGGAAGCAUGUGAGGUAAGGUGAGCCUAGUAAUUGACUGUGGUAAUUAAGUGCUUUUGCAACCAUCUGUGUGUAACUAAAAGUAAUAAAACAAUCUGCCAAGAACAUUGCAUUCCCAGCAUCAAUAGGUGAAGAACACUGUAACUACUUUUAGGCAGAAACCAUCUAUUAUUGAAAAUAGAAAAACAGAAGAAUGAAAUAUUUUAGUCAUGAAGUAAGCCAAACUAAACAUUGCACACAAUACUGUAACCAAAUAUUCAAAUUUGCCAUGGAAUUGUGCCUAACUAGAAUAUAAUAACCAGUCAUAUUUGUAUCUUCCUAUAAAGUAACUGAACUAAUACAUCCUGCAUAGCUAGUGCCAAGUGUCUCCAUGGAAUUGAUAAGGAAAUACAACAAAAACUGUGGGUUUUGCCAAAAGUAAUGAAAUUAGGCUUGAUGUGUAAGUUAGAAGAAAGUAUAGAGGGAUCAAAGCAGAUAAUGCCACUUUAUAGAAAAGGGGAAGUAUAUUGUUUAUUCUAGAAAUUACAAAGCAUUUUCGUUUGAGAUAUAUAUGUAGAUUCAGUCAUUUAGGGUUAAUUUCCAUCACCAGCUCCCAUUCAGUGAUCUAAGUGUAACUUAGCACAUUUUCAGAAUUGUCAUGAAGUCAUCAGGGGACGUUGAAGACUUUAUUAACUGAAAUUUCACAAAGAAAUUUCUGUUAGACUUUCACACUUUUAUCUAAAAGAUUAAAGGAAAAAUACAGAUGAUAAUGGAUACUGUAAUAGUGAAAAGAGUCAUGCAGAAUAUCAUAGUGAGGUAUGUUUAUGAUAAUGCUUGGAAUGUGCCUAUGCCCCCCAAAAAUACCUUUUCUUGCAUGGCGAAAACAUUCUGUAUCCUUGCUUUUACUGAGAGCCAUGAAACUUACAAAUAAUGUUAUACAGGGAUUAUGAAAAUAAUGUGUAUAUUUAAGGAAACAGAUAAUUACAAUCAGAGAAAAUUCUGAAUCAGUGUGAAUAUACAUAAAAGAUUGAUAUACAAGAAUAUAUAAACUUUAAUUUUACGGCAAAAAGUUAGAAGGGCCAAUGUCAAAAAAGGCCUGUUUUGAGAUAUGCCUACCACAGAACUGGAAGUAUUUGCUUCUAUAAGUGUUAUAAAGGCUAAUGUCUUCAGGGCAUAAGAGACGCCACAAGAGCAAUACUUCGAAAUCCAAAUUUAUUGAAAAUCUUGUAUUCUAACAUAAGACUUAUUGCCACAAUAAGCGACCCAAAGCUUCAGGUUGUGUUUUUACUAUUCUAUAUUUUCCCUUAAGUGCCAUUUUCAGUCUACAAGUAAUAGAUUUUACAUGAAUGUAUAGCAGAAUUAUCAAAAGGUUUAUGAUUUUUAAGCCAUAAAAUGUUAGAAAACUUCAGAAGAAAUCAAUUUAGGAGGGAUGGUUUAAAUAUCAACAGCAGUAAAUAUUGUAAUUUAUUAAUUAAUCAAGAAAAAUACAUUUUUACAAUGUUUUUGAAAACAUAUUGUAUAUAGAGAUAUAUUUUUUCUUUCUUUUUUCUUUUUCAUUAUGAAAAAUAGUUAUUUUCAGUAUGUAAAAAAAUAUCUUUAAAAGGAUUAGACUGAUUAGGCAUAGAAAAAAGUCUAUUUCUUGAAUUAUUAUUAGCAGAAUUUCAAUCAUGACAUUGGCCUUUCUUGUUCUCAAUGCUAGAAUUCAAUGGAAUAGUUACUAUGAGGAUAGAUAUUUUCGAUGAGAAAUGCAUGUCUGAUUAAAGGUGAUACCUCUGCAUCAGGAAGGCCACUUGAAAAAAAAAAAAAUGCUGCAAUUUGCCAUCCUUCCAAAACUCUUUGUCUUCUACUUCAUUAUUUCUUACUUACAUCCCAUUGUUCUCAAAAUCAUAGUUUAUUUUCUUAUCAAUUCAUCCUUUCAUCCUCCUUAUUCUUUUUGUGUGGGUGUCAGAUAUAUUGAAACUACCAGACUGGUUUGAAAAUAUAGAGAAAUAUAGAGAAAAGGAAAAUUUCCAAAAUGGCUAGGCACAUCAGCAAUUGAAAUUUGCCCAGUUUUUAGGUAUUUAUCCACAGGUUGUUCAUAUCCCUUUUCUUCUCUCAUACACAUUUAUUUCCCUUAUCAAUUCCUCCUACCUCCUACUCUUUCUUCACUUUGCUGUGCUUUUUCAGCCACUACUACUUGUGCUAAUUCAAAUAGUAAUAUUACUAAUGUUUCAAAUAUUACUGUUGAUGCUGUCAUUACUACUAACUCCCAGUAACAGACACUUAAGGAGCAAAUUGAACCAGCCAGAUUGACCCUGCUUGUUAUUCUGUGCUGUUUUGAAAUAAUCCCAAACUGCUGAUUGAAAGUUUUUUAAAAUGUUCUAGCAUUUGAAACAGGAAUGUGAUUUAGGCCCCAAGUUCUCUAUCCUCAGAAUUUACCAUCUGAUGUCACAUUAAGUGUCUGUAACUACUACCAGUGCUGCUGCUACAGCUGGUAAUAUUGCCUACUACUUCAUAGACUAACAUUCUUGCAGGAUGCUAUUGCUAUUAGUAUUACUGUUUCCAUAGCCAAAACUGCUGUUACUCAGUUACUGAAACAUUUUUUUUUUUUUCAUGCAGGAUAUUGCUAAGUACUUAGAAUAAGCUUUAAGUGAAAGUGAAAAAGGAUACUGAUGGUGACAAAGCAACUCUACAGCCACAGUGAAUUGAGAAAUCUGUCAAUUUAUGUUUUUAAGAGUAUUUUCAGAGUAUUUUAUGAUUUCUCAGUUUGCAGUUUGUUAAUGUUGUUUAUUGUUAAUGUAUGUUAUCUUCAUUGUUAACAGGUGAUGGAAGUUGGUAGAUAGGUAUAUUAUGUAUUAUGUAUUAUUGAGGCUUGGAUAUGAUGUUCUAAUAUUUAUUUUUUCAAGGAAGACUAUUCAAUUUAUUGUUGCCAGUAAUAUGUAAUGUUAAUUGUAGUUUUGUUAUUUGAACAUUUGUUUACACAUAGAUGGUUCUAUAAGUGCUCAGCCAACAAGGAGUCAAUUAGUAGUCAGAGUGACCUCAUCUGAUUUCCCCUUAAUUUGAAUUUUUGGAUUCUUUUUUUUUCCCUUAAUGCUAAUUACAUCAUUACUGUUAACAUCAUUAUUAUAAGGAUAUUAUUAAGAAUAUUAAUCCUUCAGAGACAGGUAUGGGUGUAGCUGUAAUGACUUGCAAGAUUGACGGCUGUGCACAGCUUGGGCCCAGCCACAAAGUCUAGAUUGUUGUUUAAUAUUACCUUACAAUAAAUUCAGGCUCCAUCAUCAUAGGAUUAAUGUCAAUGUAGAAUUUUAAGUAAGGUUUCUCUAAAUUAAGGAAAAAGGCAAACGGAGAUACAUAAAACCACAUAGUGAACAAGUGAUUGACUCCUUAAUGGCUAAACACUUGUGGAGCCAUUUUGUGUGACUACAAUUAACCCAGUGCCGACGGGUAAAAAUGUUUGGUAAGUGAACGUAAUAACGGGAUUAUUGGCGCGCAUCAGCAGUUUCCCCUGUUUGCGUCCGGCUUGAUUGGUAGUUUGCAAGCAACAUUUAGCACUUAAAAGCUUUUAUUUUGCUAUGAUUUAUAAAAAUAUUAUAAUUUUGAAGGUUUACCUUCAUUAUAGAUGCCAUUGCCUAAAAUUUUUACCAUAUAAAUGAAGCCGCUCCUAUCGGAGAAAAACAAACUCCAUCUGAUAAGCCAGUGGCGCGGGAAUGGGCAUGAUGCGAUGCCAUCCGUGUUUCAGUCCACAACAGCCAUGGCAUGUACAUACAUGCCACCCGUCGGCUAGGGGUUAAUAAAGUAAACUCACAGUAGGCAUGGCAUGUAUGUCCAUGCCAUCUCUGACAUAAAUGAUUUAAAGUCCAGAUCUUCAUUCUUGUAGCUGAAGACAACAAUUUUAUCAACUGAAUCAUAUAACUGCCAUAAAGAAAAUUUUGCUUUGAUCAGACAGCAUGUGAGUGAUAAUAAGAUAAUGGCCAGUCAUAUGCAUGCAAUGCAAAGCCAUAUUUUGAAAGAAAGAAAAAAAGGUGUAUUGUUACCAUCUUGGAUAAUUUGGUCCACUAUCUUAGAAUAGGUCACUAUGAAUAUAUUCUAGACUGGUAAUUUUGUACAAAGAUAAGUGUAAUUUGGUGAUUUGAACAAGCAAGGGGAAAGUUACCAUACAAGGCCAAAGAAAUUUUUUACCUCAUGCCAUGAUUUGGAAGGCCUCAUAUUAAGGCAUACAUGAAGCUUUGGGGCACCUUGAAAGAAAUGGUGACAGUACCCAAUCAUGCAGGUCCACCAUGACAUCAUCCUCUCAUGGUCGACCACCCCUUUUGCCAGAAUGUCUUCACAUGUGGUUGAGCUUGCUCGAAAUUGAUCACACAAAACAGUAAUGUGCCUAUUAGGCCCUGGCUACAUACUUUGAGGAGAAGUAGUUCCUUAAAAGUAGGAUUAAAGACUAUUCUUGGCCUCAAUACCUAAAUGACCGUUUAUUUCAUAGCCUCUAGCACAGAAAGAGGGAGUACUAAGUUUCCUAUAUGUCUGUUUCUUUCCUACAAGCAGCUGACUCCACAUACAUCCUGACAUUCAGUAUGGCAUUUGGGGCUCCCAUAGUCAUUGGGUUAAAAGCGUACCAGUAAGUUUAUGUAUGUACAUAGAUAAAUGAAUAUGAAAUAUAUACGCACACUCGCACACGCACACCCACACACACACACGCGCACACACACACGCGCGCACACACACACACACACGUAUAUGUUCAUGUAUAUUCAUAUUUAUAUAUGUUAUCACAAUGUUGCCAAUUAUUUUAGGACAGAUAUGCCAUUAUGGAAAGGUUGGUUUGCUGUUAUAGUAGUUUUUUCUUUCCAGUAAGAAGUAAUGAGAUGUAUUCAUUAUAAAUUACAAUGAUAAUGAGAACUGUUUGACCAGUUAUAUAUAUGUGUCUUCCCUUGGAUUUCAUAGAAUUAAAAAGAAAAAUGUGUUUGUAACAGCUCUCUGCUUUUCCAUUGUGUACAGUUUAGCUUUUUACAUAAAUCAUGUUGGUUCCACUUGCACUAUAGCAUGUAGUCCUACUAGAACUUGUACUUUUCCAACUCCUUUAUAUAAAUUUGGGAACAAGAAAUUGACCCAAAAUUGCUGUGCCUUUCUGUGUUUGUAAGUAGAUUGGCUCUGGUUGUUAUUCUGUGCUGUUAUAAUUUUUUAAAGAAGAGGGAAUAAUUGAUUUUUGUAAUACAAAGUUUGUAAGGUAAAUAUAUAUUCUUGUAACUUCAGAUAAGCUCAAUCAUAGCUCUGUGGUGACCAGGUUAUUUGAUAGUUGACAUAGUCAGCUAUACAUGGGAAAAAUAUUACUCAUAAAAUACAUUGUCACAGUCUUGGUA